CUUACCCAAGAGCGGGGGAAUUGAGAGAGGGCUGGACCCAGGAGCUUAGCAGUAUCUCUGGAGCUUGGAUUGACCGAAACUCUAGCUUCCCGUCACCCCCCACCAUAACUCCCACCCCCUCUGGGAAGGGAAAUUACAUUUCCCCAUUUUAGCAAGGGGUGGUGAGGAGGGAAGACUGAGUGAAUACAAAGCUGAAAGUACAAGCAGGACGGAAAGUGAAACUGGGUGCAGCCCCCAGUAUAAGACCCCCCCGACCCAGGAGAUGGCUGGCCAAAGAGGCUGGGCCCCGACAUGGGCCAGACGGCAGGCGAUCUUGGCUGGCGGCUCAGCCUAUUGCUGCUGUCUUUGCUCCUGGUGCAUGCUGGUGUCUGGGGAUUCCCAAGGUCCCCUCUGAGCCUGCAGGAGCUGCAGAGGGAGUUCACGGUCAGCCUGCACCUUGCCAGGAAGCUGCUUUCUGAGGUUCAAAGCCAUGCCCACCUCUUUGCUCAAUCUCACCUUCCAGGAGUGAACCUGGACCUCCUGCCCCUGGGAGAGCAGCUUCCCAAUGUCUCCCUGACCUUCCAGGCCUGGCGCAGCCUCUCCGACCCAGAACGACUCUGCUUCCUCUCCACGGUGCUUGGGCCCUUCCAUACCCUGCUAGGGGCACUGGGGAGCCAAGGAGGCUGGACCAGCUCAGAAAGGAUGCGUCUAUGGGCUAUACAGCUGGACCUCCGGGACCUGCAACGGCAUCUCCGGUUCCAGGUGCUGGCUGCAGGAUUCAAUGUCCCUGAGGAGGAGGAGGAGGAGGAAAGGAAGGGGCUGCUCCCAGAGGCUCCAGGCAGCCCCCUACAGGUGCCAGCCCAGGUGUCCUGGCCCCGGCUGCUCUACACCUAUCAGCUGCUGCGCUCCUUGGAGCUUGUCUUAUCUCGGACUGUGCGGGACUUGCUGCUGCUGUCCAAGGCCAGGCACCUCGCUGAGGCCUUGCGCUUCCCAACACCUGGCCCCCAGCCCUGAAGGAGGGACUUCUUA
Molecule: messenger RNA, 1008 nt
Organism: Nycticebus coucang (slow loris)
Lineage: Eukaryota; Metazoa; Chordata; Mammalia; Primates; Lorisidae
Gene: IL27
Product: interleukin 27
Exons: 5
Coding region: 292-993 (233 amino acids)
Biological process (GO): regulation of T cell proliferation; regulation of T-helper 1 cell differentiation
Molecular function (GO): interleukin-27 receptor binding
Source: RefSeq, a predicted model, not a curated record